AGGGAGGCUGACUCCCAGGUUAUUUCUGUUAUUGCAGAAUUCGCCCAGUGCCUACAGUGGAAACUUUUCUUCUCUUUUCUGAACUGAAUGUUUCCCCAAACAUGAAGGCACUGUGCUUCUUCCUUUUGGUGGGAUUUAUGGAAGAGUUCCAAAUUAUUUUAAGUGCCUCCUCUCCAGUCAAUUGCCAGUGGGGUUCCUAUGCCCCUUGGUCAGAAUGCAGCGGCUGUACCAAGACACAGACUCGCAGGCAGUCAAUUGCUGUUUACGGUCAGUAUGGGGGCCAACCUUGUGUCGGAAGUGCUUUUGAAACACAGACCUGUGAGCCCACACGAGGAUGCCCAACAGAAGAGGGAUGUGGAGAGCGUUUCAGGUGCUUCUCAGGUCAGUGCAUCAGCAGAACUUUGGUUUGCAAUGGGGAUGCUGACUGCGAGGAGGAUAGCUCGGAUGAAGACAGAUGCGAAGGCUCAGAAAGCAGGCCUGCCUGUGACAUUGAUAAACCUCCUCCAAACGUCGAACUGACCGGAAAUGGGUACAAUGCACUCACUGGCCAGUUUAGGAACAGAGUGAUCAACACUAAAAGUUUUGGUGGUCAGUGCAGAAAGGUGUUUAGUGGAGACAAAAAAGAUUUCUACAGGCUGAGUGGAAAUGUCCUCUCCUAUACAUUCCAGGUGAAAGUAAAUAAUGAUUUUAAUUAUGAAUUUUACAAUAGUAGUUGGUCUUACGUAAAGCACACGUCAGCAAUACAUACAUCAUCUAAGAGGAAGAGCUUCCUUUUUUCAUCUUCAUCCUCUCGUUCACACAGUACUUCUUCCAGCAGCCAGGAAGUGCACACCAGAAAGAGUUACCAAUUGAUGGUUGUUCAGAACACUGUGGAAGUGGCUCAGUUCAUCAAUAACAAUCCAGAAUUUUUAAAUCUUGCUGAGCCAUUCUGGAAGGAGCUCUCCUACCUCCCCUCUCUCUAUGACUACAGUGCUUACCGAAGACUAAUUGACCAAUACGGGACUCACUAUUUGCAAUCUGGAUCCUUAGGAGGAGAAUACAAGGUUCUCUUUUAUGUGGACUCGGAAAAAAUGAAGCAACAUGGUUUUGAUACCUUGGAUAUGAAAGAAUGCUCUUCUUCAAAUUCCAAUUAUGUAAUUUUUAAAACAUCAGAAAGCAAAUGCAAGGACCUGCUAAAUGCAUUGAAAUCAGCUUCAGGAACCCAGAACCACGUGUUACGAGGAGUCCCAUUUGUCAGAGGGGGAAGUUCAGGCUUCAUAGCUGGCCUCAGUUUCCUAGAGCUGGAUAAUCCUGCUGGCAACAAAAGGCGCUAUUCUUCCUGGGCAGAAUCUGUGACUAGUCUUCCUCAAGUCAUAAAACAAAGGUUGACACCUAUAUACGAGUUGGUAAAGGAAGUGCCUUGUGCCUCUGUGAAAAGACUCUACAUGAAACGGGCCCUGGAGGAGUAUUUGGAUGAAUUUGACUCCUGUCAUUGUAGGCCUUGUCAAAAUGGUGGCAUGGCCACUGUGGAGGGGACCCAGUGUCAGUGCCAUUGCAAGCCAUACACAUUUGGUGCAGCAUGUGAACAAGGAGUCCUCGUAGAGAACCAGCCAGGAGGGGUUGCUGGAGGUUGGAGUUGCUGGUCCCCUUGGAGCCCCUGUGUUCAAGGGAAGAAAACCAGGAGCCGGAAAUGCAAUAACCCACCUCCCAGCCAGGGAGGGAAAUCCUGUGUUGGAGAGACGUUAGAAAGCAGGCAAUGCGAAGACGAGGAGUUAGAGCAUCUCCGAUUACUUGAACCGCAUUGUUUUUCUUUGUCUUUAGUUCCGACGGAAUUCUGCCCAUCACCCCCUGACUUGAAAGACGGAUUUAUCCAAGAUGAAGGUGCCAUGUUUCCUGUUGGGAAAAACAUAGUCUACACUUGUAAAGAGGGAUAUUCUCUGAUUGGAAACCCUGUCGCCAGAUGCGGAGAAGAUUUAAAGUGGCUUGUUGGAGAGAUGCAUUGUCAGACAUUGUAUCACCACUGUCCUUUUCUUUUAGAAACCCCUUUGACACGGGCAGAACCUGAAUGUCAGCCCUGGGAGAAACUUCAGAAUUCAAGAUGUGUUUGUAAAAUGCCCUAUGAGUGUGGAUCUUCCUUGGACGUGUGUGCUCAGGAUGGGAGAAGCAAACGCUUCUUGCCUCUGACAGUGUGCAAGAUGCAUGUUCUUGCCUGUCAGGGCAGGAGUUACACUCUUGCUGCCAGAGAGAGCUGUGCUCUGCGGGCUACGGCCGAAAAAGCUUGUGGAGCGUGCUCGCUGUGGGAGAAGUGCGAUGCCCAGAGCAGCAAAUGUGUAUGUCGAGAUGCCGCAGAGUGUGAGGAAGGAGGCUUCCAUGUGUGUGUGGAAGUGAACGGCCGGGAGCAGACGAUGACCGAGUGCCAGGCUGGUGCCCUGAGUUGCCGAGGGCAGAGCCUCUCCAUCGCCAGCAUCACGCCCUGCGCGGUGGAAACUCAGUAGGCUUUGCGGCCUUGCCUGGAAGCCAGCAGCCACCUGUGGCCAAGUUAAAGCAGGAAUGUAUGGGGGGGCCAGCUUAGAGGCCCAUUCUGCUUCUCAACUCCCAGCCAUGAAUAGAAGCACAAUUCUUUCUUGUCCCAAACUCCUGGAUACUCCGGUUCCAAUUUUUCAUCUUUCAUUUGCCCCUUUCAUUCCUUUUAAUGUCAGACUUGCCCUUGCAGGAAGGCUGUGUUCUUGGGAAAAGAUGCGAACUUCCAGACCUUAUGAUUUUAAUAUGUGACCUUAGACCACUGGGACUAGAGAAACAGGAAGGUUCCAUUCACCCCUAUGAUUCUAUUAGGGAUGAUUGAUCCAGCCCAGGGGCCAGAACACACUCUACACAUGGAUUAGGGGAAGAGAAAGAAAAGGAUCCCCUGGUUAGAGACGUCAGCUUGCUCUGAAUGAACCCAACGCCAGGCCAGGUCCUGGGGUGAAAAAGGACGGACAUGGUGAACCUCCAUCCCCAGGGGUGAUCUCACGGUUCCCUUACUGAGUCAAACACCACACGGAGGGUCCCUGGCUUGAUAUUUCAGGAGACAGAAACCUUUAAAUGUCAUCUGUCUUCCUGUCUGAGAAUGAAUACCAUCUAGCCGGUGCCCUAACCGCUGAGUGUGAUUGCAAAUUCGAGAGAACCAAUUUCCUAAUGCAGACACACUCUGAGUUGUUCAGGGGGCAACCAGGCAGGUGAGUUGGAAGCAUCCGCCUUCCGUUUGUUCCUCAUUCUUCCCUCGGCUACACAACGAUGCACCUGUGGGAGGUGAGAUGCGUGGGUUUCAAUGCAAUCUGAAAGGCACUAUUAUAUACAAAUAAUAUCCCUGUCUUUUUCUUUUGCUGAUUAAUAUACUAUCACAAAACUUUACUUAAAAUGACAGUGAUUAAAAAAAGCUCCUGGAAACAUC
Echinops telfairi (small Madagascar hedgehog) is the source of this 3409-nucleotide messenger RNA. It is a transcript of the gene C7, whose product is annotated as complement C7. Lineage: Eukaryota; Metazoa; Chordata; Mammalia; Afrosoricida; Tenrecidae. The transcript is spliced from 17 exons. Gene Ontology annotation, biological process: immune response. The record is from RefSeq and is a predicted model, not a curated record. Gene Ontology annotation, molecular function: protein binding. Gene Ontology annotation, cellular component: membrane attack complex. Bases 102 to 2474 code for a protein of 790 amino acids.